GCAGGGCCAGCCCCAGGCUGGGACUUCACGGCCCCCACAGCCUCGUCUGCCAGCCCUGCUCGCCCGGGCACGGGCCCAGCCGCCAUGCCACCCAGGAAGGAUCUGCCCGUCAAGAAGCCAGUAGCCGCACCAGCCAAACCGGCCGUAGCCAAGCCAGCCGUAGCCAAGCCGGCGGCUGCUGCAGCUAAGCCCAAAGCCCCAGAACCGGCCCCGGCCCCGGCCCCGGCCCCGGAGAAACCCAAGGAGCCACCGAUUGACCUCUCUAAAGUGGUGAUUGAGUUUAGCAAGGACCAGCUGGAGGAUUACAAGGAGGCUUUCCAGCUCUUUGACCGGGUCGGGGACGGCAAGAUUCAGCUGAGCCAGUGCGGGGAUGUGCUGCGGGCCCUGGGCCAGAACCCCACCAACGCUGAGGUCAUGAAGGUCCUGGGCCACCCCAAGCCCGAUGAGCUGAACUCCAGGCGGGUGGAGUUCGAGCAGUUCCUGCCCAUGCUGCAGACCAUCGCCAAGAACAAGGACCAGGGGACCUACGAGGACUACGUGGAGGGACUGCGGGUCUUCGACAAGGAGGGGAACGGCACCGUCAUGGGGGCCGAGCUGCGCCACGUGCUCUCCACGCUGGGUGAAAAGCUGACGGAGGAGGAGGUGGACGCCCUCCUGUCCGGGCACGAGGACGCCAACGGCUGCAUCAACUACGAAGCCUUCGUCAAGCACAUCCUGUCUGGCUGAGCAGGUGCUGUGAGGCUGGGCAGGAUGGGCUUAAGCAACUGAUGCCUCCUCAUCCCAUUGCUCUGCAGGGGGGGUAUGUUCCCUGCCCCCUUUGUCUGUCUCUCUAACCCGCCCCCCCCCCCCGCACCCAAUGGCUGCUGCGAAGGACUUCUACCACUGCCCAAGGAGAACCCAAGACCUCAGGACUCCAGCGGCUGAGGAUCCAGCGAGGGGGGAUGCAGGCUCCCCCUGAGAGCAGCGGCCCAGCCUGGGGGUGCCCACCAUGCCAAGCCGCGGUCCCGAUCCUGGGUGGGAAGGGACCCGAUCCUCCUUGCGCCCGUCCUGCGUUUGGACAAUAAAAGCCGUUUGUUUGCAGAA
Chelonoidis abingdonii (Abingdon island giant tortoise) is the source of this 1083-nucleotide messenger RNA. It is a transcript of the gene MYL6B, whose product is annotated as myosin light chain 6B. NCBI's taxonomy places the organism in Eukaryota, Metazoa, Chordata, Testudines, Testudinidae. Gene Ontology annotation, cellular component: myosin II complex. The record is from RefSeq and is a predicted model, not a curated record. Gene Ontology annotation, molecular function: calcium ion binding; structural constituent of muscle.